AUGGGAACGGUGUUUAAUACAAGUACUACUAUUCACCCGACAGUAAUGGCAAAGGUAAAUGGUGAAAAAGCAAGGAUUUUGAUGGAUACGGGUGCUGGAAGUUCUUAUAUAUGUACAAACUUGAUAACAAAACUGAAGUUGAAACCUACACGAAGGGAACAAAAAACCAUCGAACAAUUAUAUGGAAAGGUAAACAAACGUGUGGAAAUAUAUAAUGUUACGCUAGAAUCAAUAACAAUACCGGAAUUUCACAUCAAGAUUGAAUGCAUCAACGCAGAAAAGGAAAUACUGACCUUUUUAAAAAAGCAAUUUGCUAGACUUAGGAGACUGAAAUUUAGUAAUGAUGGAGAAGACGAUGAAAUACUACCUGUUCACAUAAUACUUGGUGCUGCUGAUUAUCAACGAAUAAAAACUACCGAGCCGAUGGUUCUCGAAAAAAAUCCGGAUAAAGAUCCCGGAGCUGAAUUGACUAUGUUUGGAUGGAUUCUCUCUGGGAAACAAAUGGAAUUAAGCUCUGGUGUUGAAAAGGGUUUUUUAUUAAACACUGGUUGUGAUGAGUUCGAGCAAAUGUGUAGUCUUGAAGUUCUUGGAUUGUCAGACACAAACAAUGAUUCAAUGUUCUACCAAGACUUUAGCGAAAAGCUGCACCAAACAAACGAAGGUUAUAAUGAAACUAGAAUGCCCUGGAAAAAAGAUGUUGUCAAACUGCCAAAUAACAGAGAUCUGGCAAUUAAAAGAAUAAAAAGUACAACAAAUCGAUUGGAAAAACUUAACAAACUAGAGCAGUAUAAUGAAAUAAUGAUGGAACAGAUCAGUGGGGGAAUACUGGAAAAAGUGCCAGAAAAACCUAUGGGAGAAAUUGUUCAUUGCAUUCCUCAUCAAGCUGUAAUCAAGGAAAAUGCUGAGUCAACAAAAAUGCGAGUUGUUUAUGAUUGUUCAGCAAGAAAAGAUGCUCAAUCACCUUCAUUGAAUGAUUGUCUAGAAGUGGGACCUUCGCUGCAACCUCUAAUAUUUGACAUUCUAAUACGAAAUCGGAUGAACAAACUCUGCGUUUUAGCUGACAUUAAGAAAGCAUUUUUACAAAUCCGAAUUCAAGAUAUGAAUAGAGACGCACAUGCCGAUGAUCUGCAAGCGGGUGGAGAAACGGAAGAAGAACUUAUUAGGUUUAAAUAUGAAUCAACACAAAUCUUGAACGAAGCUGGUUUUCAGUUGCACAAAUGGUAUAGCAACGUGAGAGAAUUGGAAAAUAAUGUUGAAGACAAAUCAACAAAAAUACUUGGACAUCCUUGGAACAAGGAAACAGAUCAAUUGUCAAUUGAAUUCACUAGUUGCACCAAUAACGGAAAUAAAGAAAAUUUAACUAAAAGAAAAAUUCUAUCUGCAAUCAACAGUGUUUUUGACGUAUUAGGAUUUAGUGCACCUGUGUUAAUCACUGGAAAAAUACUGUAUAGUCGACUAUGCUUAUCAAAAAUUGGAUGGGAUCAUCAACUACCGAAGGAACUUUUGGAAGAAUGGCAAACUUGGAUUAAGACAAUAAGCAACAAAAGAACUAUAUUGAUUCCUCGGUGUGUUGUGUCCGGAAGAAUUAUUGAACUAGAGCUUCACGGAUUCUCAGAUGCAAGUAAAUUAGCGGUAUGCGCAUGCAUCUAUGUUGUAACAAGCCACUAA
Messenger RNA from Hydra vulgaris (swiftwater hydra), 1668 nucleotides. RefSeq lists its product as uncharacterized. Lineage: Eukaryota; Metazoa; Cnidaria; Hydrozoa; Anthoathecata; Hydridae. Gene Ontology annotation, molecular function: nucleic acid binding; zinc ion binding. The record is from RefSeq and is a predicted model, not a curated record.